AAUUUGAUUUCCAGCGUUAUGCCCCUUGUCAAAGUGAAUUUGCAUGUUGACCCCGGAAGAAUGUUAUAAUUUGAUGUUGUUAAUUGGUAUUUAGUGAUCUGGAAUGUAUAAUCGUGUCGCUGACAUUUCAAGGAAUUGAAAAAGCUCGGCAGAUAGCAUGUCAUUCUCGUUUUCUAUGGAAAACACGUAAAGAAUUCGAAGUUUCAGACCAGGAAGACUAUUCUGAAAGAAAUCCAAGAUGGCGGCCCCCAUAUACAAUGGGCUACCAGACACGGGAACCAUGCAUUUACUUGGAGAUUUAGAGACAGGAAAGGUUGUUACUAUAUUCUUCUCAAAGACAAAACCAGAGAGACGAACACUGGAGAUAAAACCAACCUAUAGUCAGCUUGUAUGGAUCAAGGCACAAGGAGUCCGACCAGAGGGAUCUAUUAAUUUUCGAGAUAUCAAGGAAGUGCGGCGAGGGAAGAGCUCAAAAGACUUCGAUAAGUGGCAAGAGGAUGCACGUAGAGUGGACCAGAGACUUUGUUUUGUGGUGUACUAUGGCAAUGAAUUCAAAUUGCAUUCUCUCUCAGUUGUUGCAAGUUCAGUAGAUGAACGUGAGAAGUGGUGCAAAGGUUUGGACCUCCUUAUUGAAGAUGCUCGCACUGUGUCGCAUAUAAGUCUAGUUGAAAGGUGGCUGACGAGGGAGUUUAACAACAUGAUUGAGAGGUUACGUGUGGAACGGGCUGACAAACUGGCGCUGAAGACCCUAAAAUCUUGGACAACCAGAAUCAACUGUAAAAUCUCAACAAACAGACUGCGAGAAAAAUUUCAAAGUGUUGAUUUGAACAGGAAAGGGGAGAUUACCCUGGAUGAGUUUAUCAAACUGUAUCAUUACCUGAUCCAUGUGCCUAAUAUAAUUGAUGAAUACUUCAGUACGUACAUGAAGAAGCUACACAAUGACAGAGUUGUCAGUGUGGAAAAGCUACACCAGUUUAUUACACAGGAACAAAAGGAGAAUUUGUCUCAGAAUGAAGUGAAGGAUAUGAUGAAGUCAUUCCUGGCAGAUCCAGGCAGAGAAAUUCAAAACAGACUUUUCUUUACUGAACCAGAGUUCUUGGAUUUCCUUUUCUCCAAACACAACACUAUAUGGGAUGCAAGAUAUGACAAAAUCAAUCAAGAUAUGAAUCAUCCUCUCUCACAUUACUGGAUAGCUUCAUCGCACAACACGUACUUGACAGCUGACCAGUUCUACAGCGAAUCAUCAGUCGAAGCAUAUGCCAGAUGUCUUAAAAUGGGCUGUAAAUGUCUGGAAUUGGAUUGCUGGGACGGCCCAGAUGGAUACCCAAAGAUCUACCAUGGCCACACUUUAACAUCACAUAUUCGAUUUCUAGACGUCCUUAAAUCUAUCAAAGAACAUGCAUGGUCUGUUUCAGACUAUCCCCUGAUUUUAUCAAUAGAAAACCACUGUAGUCUUGGGCAACAAAGGAAUAUGGCCAGUGCUUUCAAAGAUAUAUUUGGGGACAUGCUGUUAACAGAACCUGUACAGAAAGAUGGCACUCAACUACCUUCACCAGAACAACUUAAAAGAAAAAUAAUACUCAAGCACAAAAAGUUACCGGCAGACCCUACACAGGCAGAUCCUUUGGACUAUACACUAGAUGACAAUGCUAGAGAGGGUGACUUGAGUAACUCUGUGAAGAAUGGCAUACUGUACCUGGAGGAUCCCAUAGAUCAGACCUGGACUCCACAUUUCUUUGUGCUGUAUUCCAAUAAACUUUACUACAGUGAGGAGACAAGCCAUGAAGAGGAGGAGGAUACUGAUGAUGAUAAUAGUAAUAAUAUAGAGGGUCAGCCACAGGAGGAACUACAUUUCAGUGAGAAAUGGUUCCAUGGUCGUCUGCCAGGAGGUCGUACAGAGGCUGAAAAUAAACUCAAAGAAUAUGCUCAUCUUAGCAAUGGAACGUUCCUUGUCAGGGACAGUGAUACAUUUGUUGGGGACUUCUCACUCUCAUUCAGAUGGCAGAACACUAUAAACCAUUGUAGAAUCAAGUCAAAGCAAGAGCUUGGACAAGUGAAGUAUUAUUUGAUAGACAAUGUGACGUUUGACAGCCUGUACAGUCUGAUCAUGUAUUAUCGGACACACCCACUCAAAGGAACCAACUUCUCCAUGGUACUCAAAGAACCCGUCCCACAGCCCCAGAGUCAUGAAGGAAAAGAGUGGUAUCAUGAAAACAAAGACCGAGACCAGGCUGAAGAAAUGCUGAAGCGUAUACCAUAUGAUGGUGCUUUCCUUGUCAGGCGAAGUGAAACAGAUCAGUUCUCUUACGCAAUCUCUUUCAGGGCGGAGGGAAAAAUCAAGCACUGUCGUAUUCGUCAAGAGGGUCGUUUGUUUACUAUAGGCACUGCUGAGUUUGAAAGUCUUGUAGAAUUAGUCCAGUAUUAUGAAAAAUAUCCACUUUACAAAAAGAUGAAGCUGCGUAAAGCCGUCAGUGAUUCUGUCGUCGAGAGAGAGGGUGUUGACCCCUCAGAUCAGGCACUAUAUGGAUUGUUCGGUCAGCCGGAACAUUAUAUAAAUCCAAACGACUUUACAUCAAAGGAUCCAAGUACUGUUGCAGAUGAGACCAUAUAUGAUUCAGGAAUUUAUCACCUGCCUAAUGCAUAUACAUCUAAGGUUCGUGUGAAAGCGUUACAUGACUAUCAGGCAAACAGAGACGAUGAACUGUCGUUCUGCAAGGGCUCAAUCAUCACAAAUGUGAACAAGCAUGAUAAUGGGUGGUGGCGCGGAGAUUACUUAGACAAGAAGCAGUUCUGGUUCCCUGCCAACUUUGUAGCCGAAUUGGAGCCAGAAGAUGAUCCUGGAGAUAACAACCCACUUGGUUCCCUGCAGAAAGGUGUUUUAGAUGUACGAGGAUGUAUAACAGAGUUAUUACAAGGCAGGGGAGAUAAGCCAUGUUGUUUCCGAAUCUUUAGCAACUCUAUAACAAGUCCACUAGAGGUUGCCUGUGACUCGGAGACGGACAUGAGAGAUUGGAUAGACAAUAUCAAAAUGUGCGCUGAAAAUCUUCAGGAUCAGCAGCCGAGAUACCAUGAUCUGAAUGAUCUUGGUGCAACCAGGAAAUCUUUAAGACAAAUGCAACAGAACAUGAAGCAACUAGAGAGAAGGAAUCAAAUAGCUCAAGAAUUCUCAGACCUCAUUGUCUACUGUAUAGCUGUACAGUUCAACUUAGAACGGGCAGGAACUUACAAUGAGAUGUCCUCGUUUCAAGAAACCAAAGCUGAAAAUAUGUGCACAAAGUCAAAAGCAAAGUCAUUUCUUGCAUAUAAUCGACGUCAGUUAAGUCGAGUAUACCCAAAAGGUUCACGUAUAGACUCUACAAAUUAUAACCCAAUACCAAUGUGGAACUGUGGUAGCCAGCUGUGUGCACUGAACUACCAGACUCCAGACAGGUCCAUGCAACUCAACCAAGGUCGUUUCCUACAAAAUGGAAUGUGUGGAUUCGUUUUACAGCCGGACUGUAUGAGGGCAGAGGACUUUUCCCCAUUUGAUAAGAAGUCUUUACGAGUAGAUCCUUUAACUAUCUCUGUAUCAGUUAUAGGAGCUAGACAUUUAAGGAAGUCAAAACGUGGACUGGUUAGUCCUUUUGUAGAGAUUGAAAUUGUUGGCCUUGACUGUGAUAAUAGCAAAUAUAAAACUGUUAUCGUAGCUGAUAAUGGUUUGAACCCAGUGUGGAGCCGAUGCACAACUGACUUCGACAUUGUCUGUCCAGAUAUUGCUCUCAUCAGAUUUGUUGUCCAGAACGAAGAUGUGUUUGGAGACUCGAACUUUCUUGGUCAAGCUACAUAUCCCGUCAAAUGCCUUAGGCCAGGUUACAGAAGUGUGCCAUUAAAAAAUGAAUACAGUGAGCCAUUAGAGUUAUCUUCCUUGCUUAUAUAUAUAGACAUGAGAAAUCCCAAGGAAGAGGAAGAUAGCGAGAUCUACUCGGAUCUUGAAGAUUUGAGAGAUUGCAAAGAUGACCUCACAACUCGUAUACAAGAACUGGAACUGAGAGGUGACGUGACAUCGGCAAACCAAUAUAGAUCACGUUUACAGGAAACGGAAAAAAGAAUUAUACAGAAGAAUAGGGAACGACAGCAUAGGAAAGGUGGUGAUUAUACUGGUGUAUUAAAUUGGAGUGACUCAGCCGUGUAUGAGUCUCGUAGUCUAAGCUUUGGAACAGUUCUAGACAGCGUGUAGUGUAUCGUCGUACAUCCACAAGCUGAAACUAGUGAAUUCUGAAACAUUUGAAAAUUCAGUGUCGUGCAUCUACAAAGCAAAAUUGCAUAUAGUGCUCAAAUAUGUCCAUUAUAAAGGGAUAUUUCGUCAAGAAUGUCACUUGAAAAUGACAUUUUUAGCUCAUCUGAUUUUUUGAAAAAAAAUGAUGAGUUAUUGUCAUCACUUGAGCGGUUGUCGGCGUCGGCGUCGGUGUCAGCGUCUGCGUCGGCUUUGCCUGGUUAAGUUUUAUGUUUAGGUCAGCUUUUCUCCUAAACUAUCAAAGCUAUUGCUUUGAAACUUGGAAUACUUGUUCACCAUCAUAAGCUGACCCUGUAUAGCAAGAAACAUAACUCCAUCUUGCUUUUUGCAAGAUUUAUGGCCCCUUUUGUACUUAGAAAAUAUCAGAUUUCUUGGUUAAGUUUUAUGUUUAGGUCAACUUUUCUCCUAAACUAUCAAAGCUAUUGCUUUGAAACUUGGAAUACUUGUUCACCAUCAUAAGCAGACCCUGUACGUCAAGAAUCAUAACUCCAUCUUGCUUUUUGCAAGAUUUAUUGCCCCUUUUGGACUUAGAAAAUCAGUUUUCUUGGUUAAGUUUUAUGUUUAGGUCAGCUUUUAUCCUAAACUAUCAAAGCUAUUGCUUUAAAACUUGCAACACUUGUUUACCAUCAUAAGUUGACCCUGUAUAGCAAGAAACAUAACUCCGUCCUGCUUUUUGCAAGAUUUAUGGCCCCUUUUUGACUUAGAAAAUAUCAGAUUUCUUGGUUAAGUUUUAUGUUUAGGUCAACUUUUUCUCUUAAACUAUCAAAGCUAUUGCUUUGAAACUUGCAACACUUAUUCACCAUCAUAAGCUGACCCUGUACAGCAAGAACAUAACUCCAUCCUGCUUUUUGCAAUAAUUAUUGCCCCUUUUGGACUUAGAAAAUCAUUUUCUUGGUUGAGUAUUAUGUUUAAGUCAACUUUUCUCAUAAACUAUUAAAGCUAUUGCUUUAAAACUUGCAACAGUUUUUCACCAUCAUAAGUGGACACUGUACAUCAAGAAACAUAACUCUAUCCUGCUUUUUGCAAGAAUGAUGGCCCUUUUUAGACUUAGAAAAUCAUGGGUAGGACAAUAUUUCUAUUACACAAAAAAAAUCAGAUGAGCGUCAGCACCCGCAAGGCGGUGCUCUUGUUAAAAAUUUCAUUUUAGGUAGUGAUAUUUUGAAUAAUAUCACUUGAAAGUGACAUUUUUAAAAUUUUCACGUUUGAUAGUGAUAUUCUUGCAUUGAACAGUGUCACUUGAAAUUAAUGUUUUAAUGUUUGUGGCAUUGCUUAUAAUAUUACUAGACAUAAUGACAUUUUCAAGAAGGUGGCUUGAAGCAGGGACAUUUAUAAGAAUAUCUCUUAGAGGAGUGACAUUUAGGAUCAACAUGUAUGCCAAUUGUUCCUAAAGAAACCAAAUAUAAAACUGUGCUCAACUUAGUUCUGCUUUCUUUAAAGGGGCAUACAUUCAGAUAGACUUUAUGUUACCAAUAUUUAGGGGGAAAAACAUAGUGCUAUGUCAGUGUAAUAUCAUGUGCUGCUGAAUUCUCAAUUUUUAUUCAAAACUUUACUUCAGAACUGUCUGUUUCUGUAACUUUUCUGUAUAUGAUUCAUAGACUACCUGAUGCUUGUACAAUCUAAUUGUUUACAUAAAUCUGGAAGCAUGCCCCUUUAAACAUACACAUUUACAAUAGCCCUGUGCCAAGAUAUGUUACAUUGUUAUAAAUUUUUACUGAUUGGAUUUGCUGACCAAUAUUUCAUUUAGUGUAAUCACAAAUGUUUUGACAUCUGUACUACAACCUAAUAUGAUGAACAAUGUCUUAGUUAGGUCAUUGUUUUGACCAGGUGCUUGCAAACUUCUUAGUCUGGUAAUACCCCAGUCAAUGUUACGUCCACAGAUAUGAAUGUAACUGUUCUCUGCAUGGCUCUAAACGUCUUCUGUUUUAUUUAAAGUUGGUUUGUGAAAUUGCUUACUGAAGUAUGAGAGGUAAGAAAAUGAUACAGUUUGGUAGGUGAAUCUUGAGUAAUACGUUUUGAGAAAUUUAAUUUUAAGGAUUGAUGUAACCCUAAAAUGCACGAAAAUUAGUGACCCAAGCAUCACGAAAAUUGAUGACCCAAGCAUCAUGAAAAUCGGUGGCCCAAGCAUCACAAAAAUUGGUGACCCAAGCAUCAUGAAAAUUAGUGGCCCAAGCAUCAUGAAAAUUGGUGGCCCAAGCAUCACACAUAUUGGUGACCCAAGCAUCAUGAAAAUUAGUGGCCCAAGCAUCAUGAAAAUUGGUGGCCCAAGCAUCACAAAAAUUGGUGACCCAAGCAUCAUGAAAAUUAGUGGCCCAAGCAUCAUGAAAAUUGGUGGCCCAAGCAUCACAAAAAUUGGUGACCCAAGCAUCAUGAAAAUUGGUGGCCCAAGCAUCAUGAAAAUUGGUGGCCCAAGCAUGAAAAUCGGUGGCCCAAGCAUCACAAAAAUUGGUGACCCAAGCAUCAUGAAAAUUAGUGGCCAAAGCAUCAUGAAAAUUGGUGGCCCAAGCAUCACAAAAAUUGGUGACCCAAGCAUCAUGAAAAUUAGUGGCCCAAGCAUCAUGAAAAUUGGUGGCCCAAGCAUCACAAAAAUUGGUGACCCAAGCAUCAUGAAAAUUGGUGGCCCAAGCAUCAUGAAAAUUGGUGGCCCAAGCAUGAAAAUCGGUGGCCCAAGCAUCACAAAAAUUGGUGACCCAAGCAUUAUGAAAAUUAGUGGCCCAAGCAUCAUGAAAAUUGGUGGCCCAAGCAUCACAAAAAUUGGUGACCCAAGCAUCAUGAAAAUUAGUGGCCCAAGAAUAUUGAUAAUUUAGCAGUACUAUGUUAAAUUGUUUGAAUGGUCAAAUUUUAACAAGGAGGGAUUAGUAAAUGCGUAUGUUACAAAUAAUAAGGUGUGAUAGCAAUAAAUUUAGUCCAUUUAAGAUGAAGCAAUACUACCACGUUUAGUAUUAUAUGUAUGCAGUUAUAUUUUCUUUACAUAUGUACCAAAUCUGUAGAUAAUAACUACAUGUAUAAUUUGUUUAUAAAUAGUACAAGUUAAAUUGCCAUAAUAGACUGUACAUGUACAGAUAGAAUUGUAAUGUAUAUAUAUACAUGUAUGUAAAUGUUAUGAUUUUUGUAGAUCUUUUUGUGUAUUAUAGCAUACCAUUCAAACUUUGGGAUAUAGAGUAAUGAAGAAACAUUUGUAUACUAAUAAUUGUCCAUAAAGCUCAUAAUAUGUGUUGAAAAAAAUGUUCUUGUAACAUAUAGAAUGAAUUGAGAGCUAUUUUUAGCUCAGAUGAGCACAUGCUCAUUGAUAAUCUAUUGUGAUUGCCCUCUGUCUGACUGUGAAUAUAUUUCUAAAGCUAUCUUGAUGAAACUUUUAUAGAAUAUGUGUAAGAUCUCAGUGUACAAGAUCAACUUUGAUAAGACCAAAUAAUGGCCCCUAAAGGAAUCAGUAGUGCAGUACUCCCCCUUGCUAAUAUAUUGGAGUCAACAGUUUUUAGCUCGCUGAUAUUUGAAAAAAAUCUACAAGGUAUUGUCGUCACUUGAUCAUCUGUGUCGGCGUUGGUUAAAAUUUUUGUUUAUGUCUACCUUUUCUCAAUUACUGUAAGAGCUACAGCUUUGAAACUUUGCACACUUGUUUACCAAUUAUAAUAAUAGUAUUGAAUUUGAUAUUGUUCAAGUAUCCAGGUGAGUGGUAUAAGGCCUCAUGUCCCUCUUGUUUUAAAUUGGCAUGUUUAGAACAUUUUUGUUAUUAAAUCGGAAGGAAAUUACUGACCUUUAUUCAUUCAAGGCAAGUUACUGAUUCUUGCCAUAAGAAAAAAGUGCUUUAAUCAUAUUCUUGUUUUUGCCAGUUUUAGAAAAAUACUGCAGUUGGUUCAUUUUAAUGUUAGACAUGCUAAAGAUAAGUUUCAUGUUAAAAUUUUUAUAAAAUGCUGGAAGGGAUCCAAAACAGAUUUUUUUUGUACUUAAGAUUUUACAUUUAUGUCUUGUGAUUUUGUUUUGACAUUUUUAUGUGGAUAAUUUACUUGAAUUGUAAUUGUUCUAGGAAAUCUUCAGCAUAAAGUGUCUGCAGAAUAUUAACUUGUGUUAGAAGUAAUUUCCAUUAGCGAUUUAUUUACUUGCAAUUUUCUUGUGUACUUUCAAACAUAAAAUACGUUUCUGUAAAGUUUCUCUACAUGUAAAAUUUCUAAACACUUAAAAGGUAUUUUGCAUUAUGGUUACUAAGUAACUAUCAUUACGGGACUAUAGAUUAAUUGCUAAGUUUUCAUCCUAUCCAGCCCUUUUUUCCGCUACCACCUAUAAUUUAUUGACUUAACAAAAAUUAACUAGGCACUCUACGAAUCAGUCCUGUACGAUCCAAGAACGGCAUGUGUUAGUGAAUUUGAACAAUAUUAUUUCAGAUCAUUCAAGUCAGAAAAUGUCGUAAGAAUUGGUACACCUGCAAAGUGCUUGAUCUCUUCAGCAAUUUUUUUUUCAGGAUAAAAGGGACAAAAAACGCCAGCAGCGGACAAUUAAUUUGGUUCCGGUAUCUGUUCUUUUGUCGGCAAAACACAAAUGUUAAAAGUAAAAUAAAGAAUAAAAUGUCACCCCCACCCUAGUUUUAUAUAAAAAAAAAUCAGAUGAAAAUCUAGCAAUAAAUGUAUAUUGGCCUUAUCAUGAUAAACAGCUGUGUUCAUUGACAGUUAACACUUGUUUCGACUUACAUAUAGGAAAAUAAACUUUCAUUGAAAGUAAAGUCGUUAUGCUAGUUUAAAAUCAGUUAUUACCUAGAUGUACCACUACUGUUCAGCAUGACCCCUUUCAUCAAAUGACAAUAGGCGUAAAAUGUCUAGCAUUAACUUUCCUUACUCAACCAAUAGUGAAAAACUAUAUAAAGCUCAGUCCUAAUUGUAGUUUUGAAUUUAAUUAACCUUCACCCUGCUAAUUUUCUAUAAUCAACUUUGACAGUACCAUUAACUGUUAAAUGGGGUGCAUACCAAAAAGAUACUGACUGAAUGGCGAACAGUGUAGAUCAUGAUCAGUCUGCACGGAAUCAGUCGUGUCCAGCAGGAUAAGGGUUAAACUGUUUUCUAUAUUUUGAAUUCAUAGCAAUAAUAAUUGUUAAGUGGCUAACCCGUAUAGCUGAUCGGACUAUGAUAAAGUUAACCUCUCCUUGCACCUUCUAGAUUGCCUUUUUUUGUUGUUAGAAUGUAAACAGCGUUUAAUCUGCAGGAUCAGACAUCACUUAUAUGUCUUUAGCAUUUCUGUGUUACAGUUCAUUCGGAAAUCUGAUUUCAGUCACAGAUUUUACACAGUUAAUAACUCUGUUAAUAACUCUGUUGAUAGCUAAAAGCAAAAACAUUGUUGCCAUCUAUCGAAUAUCAUUAGAGAUGUUGAGAUUUCUGUGUGUACAUGUAUACAGGUUUUAAACCCAUAAAUAUGAUAGAGGCCUCUGUGGUAAAGGCUCGCAGUUUCAGAUCACUCCCCUCUUACCACUUUGGGUUGAAAAUUGUUUUGAUGCGAUUUCAAACGUAAUUUCAAACGUAAUUAAACAAAUUAAAAACAUAAUGUGUCAACUAAAUUCAAUAAGUGAAUUGCUAAGCAUUAAUAUACACCGAUUUGGACAGUAAAAUUAGAUUUUAGAAGUACUUGACCAUGAACCUUAAUAAUUCAGGUUUGGGUAAUAUUUGCCAGAAUUUUGACUCUGCAAGCAUGGGUAUAAAAACCUUAUACAUGCACACAUUUGAAAUGUGUGCAGGUUUGAAAUCUCAACCUCUGAAUUACCUAUGAUCAAAUACAUUUGUCUUUUGAAUCUGAAUAUUUUUUGGUUUAAUGUGUUUGUGUUGACACAUUUUUUUAGGCUGAUCACAAUAUUUUUCCACUUUGCAAAGUUGAAAAGCAGUCUUUCCUGAUUAAGUUUAAUUACAAAGGAAAUGUAUCUGUUGACUACAAUAUUAAGGCAUCACAUAUACAUGUAUACUAAACUGUAAGAAGUUUUCUUGGAGAUUUAAGAUAGGUCCACAGUUUUAGCUUACCUGAGCAUCAAGUGCUCUGGGUGAGCUAUUGUGAUCAUUCAUGGUUCGUGCCCUGUCCAUCUGUCCACACUUUUCUUCAGACAAGAUCUACUCUGAAACCAUUUGGUGGAAGUUGACAAAAUUUGGCCUGGAUGGUCUUCUACCAAAGUUGUUUAAAGAGUAUAUUCAAUACAGAAUUAUAUUGCCAUGACAAUGAGAAGAAAACAUUUUAAAAUGUUCUUCUCAAAAACUGCAAGGCCCAGAGCUUAUAGAAUUUGGUAUGUAGCAUUGAGAAGUGGUCCUGCACCAAAUUUGUUCAAAUACCUCUGGCAUUAAAAUUGGCCUGCCAAGGGGUUCAUUUGUUUUACUUGGACUUAUAUAGGAACAUUUUUAGAAAGCUUCAUGUCAGUAACCUCGAGGCCUAGAGCUUAGCUAUGUAGCAUAAUUAUAGUAUUGUGUAGCGGUCCUUUGCCAAGAAAAAUAUACCCAUUAAGAGUCAGGUGAGCUAUAUAGGGCCAUCAUGGCUUUCUUGUUAGUAUUGCCAAUAUUUUUUUUUUCACACAGUAAUACAUAGUAUUGCAAAUACCAAAAUACUUGUGUUAUAAUGUUUAUUUUUUUGUUAUUUUUUUUCUUUGUUAAUUAUACUGAUUCUUAAUUGCAUGCCUGUUAGAUUUACCAAAACUGACCAAAAAUAAAAUCUCUGUCAAUUA
This is a messenger RNA of Mercenaria mercenaria, 10952 nucleotides long. RefSeq names its product 1-phosphatidylinositol 4,5-bisphosphate phosphodiesterase gamma-1-like. The transcript is spliced from 36 exons. NCBI's taxonomy places the organism in Eukaryota, Metazoa, Mollusca, Bivalvia, Venerida, Veneridae. The coding region runs from base 239 to 4216 and encodes 1325 amino acids. The record is from RefSeq and is a predicted model, not a curated record. Gene Ontology annotation, biological process: phospholipid catabolic process; phosphatidylinositol-mediated signaling; positive regulation of epithelial cell migration. Gene Ontology annotation, molecular function: phosphatidylinositol-4,5-bisphosphate phospholipase C activity; calcium ion binding; protein binding.